Molecule: messenger RNA, 849 nt
Organism: Pocillopora meandrina
Lineage: Eukaryota; Metazoa; Cnidaria; Anthozoa; Scleractinia; Pocilloporidae
Source: the annotation of a GenBank genome assembly
AUGUGGGGGCCGACUGAUUACAUUACGUUUCUCAUAUUGACACCUUUCCUUCUCGUUACACUCUCUGUGCUGAUUGCCCUUUUGCUUAUAUGGUUAUUCUUUAAGAACCAUGCCAGAAGUAUCCAGCGCUUCGUCCUUAAAAACGUGUUCAGCGACAUUUUCAAAGAGGAGCAGAAGGCUGAUGGUUCCGGAGAGACAGUGUUUCUGUUAAAAGGCAUUGAUUUAGCGGCCGAUAAAGAAACCUUGUCAAAGACUUUAAACGGGUUUUCGUUGUCGCUUGUUAUGUUAGCCUAUGUUGUGGGGACCAUGUUUUGGCAGCUUCUUCUGCUCGAGGUGAGCCAUAGCUGCGAUGAAAACGACACAACAAGGGUUUGCUUCGCACGCAUCGCAGGAAAAGUUGGGCCACACGAUUCUGUGAACUGCAGUAGUCCUGCCGUUCAGAAUGGGACCAUCCCGGUUGUCUGCUACAAACUUGUUGUCGAUUUUGGAGUGGCCACAGGUGCAAGCUAUGGAGCAUUCAAGCUUUUCUUGUUUGCCUUUAAUGUGGUCACUAGUGGAAUUCUUAUGGUUAAAACAACAAGAGUUCUGAAAGGAAUACAAUGGAGCACAAUGAUUGUGUUGAUACUAGUGAGCGUUUUGAUGCUUCUAAUAGCUUCAAACGUCAUCCAUGUAAGUAUUGACUUUAAGUCGGACAUCUGGGUCUUGAGCAUACAGAUAAUACUUGUUGUGUCAUCUACCAGCUUUCUCGUGUUAUACCUUCCUUGGAAGGAACUCAUCAGACCAAAUCCAAAUGAAAAUAACGACGGAGGAGAGCAGGACAUUGCAGAAAUUUCACCAAUAUUGUCUUGA